Molecule: messenger RNA, 938 nt
Organism: Arachis duranensis
Lineage: Eukaryota; Viridiplantae; Streptophyta; Magnoliopsida; Fabales; Fabaceae
Product: peptide methionine sulfoxide reductase B5
Exons: 3
Coding region: 68-679 (203 amino acids)
Biological process (GO): protein repair; response to oxidative stress
Molecular function (GO): peptide-methionine (R)-S-oxide reductase activity
Source: RefSeq, a predicted model, not a curated record
UUUCAUUACAAUUGCAAGUAUUCUCCAUGGAGGACUGGAGGUCCGUGGUUGUUUAGGAGACACAUGAAUGAACAAGAUCAUGAGCUUCAACAAUAUUCUUAGAACCACACCUCUCUCUCUUUCUUCUUCCAACACCAAACCAAUUAUCUCCCACCUCCUUCAUUCUCCUCCCACCUCUCUCUUCAGACUUCUCCCAUCCAAAACCGUUACUCCUGCCGUUUCAUUUCACCAGCAACAGAGGCGCCGUUUGCGUGGUGGGGUUGUUGCCAUGGCUUCACAUGCGCCUGGGUCGGUCCAGAAAUCCGAAGAAGAGUGGCGCGCCAUUCUCUCCCCUGAACAGUUUCGGAUCCUCAGGCAAAAGGGCACCGAGUAUCCUGGAACAGGAGAAUAUGACAAGUUCUUUGGCGAGGGAGUGUACAACUGCGCAGGUUGCGGGACUCCUCUCUACAAAUCCACUACAAAAUUCAAUUCUGGUUGCGGCUGGCCAGCUUUCUUUGAGGGCCUUCCUGGAGCCAUAAACCGCACUCCGGAUCCUGAUGGAAGGAGGAUUGAAAUAACAUGCGCUGCUUGUGGAGGACAUCUAGGUCACAUCUUUAAAGGCGAAGGAUUUCCAACACCCACCGACGAACGCCAUUGUGUCAACAGCAUUUCACUGAAGUUUGUGCCUGCUAAUUCUUAGUCUUUGUAAUGAACUCUACUAUGUGGAAUUAUGGAUAUGCUGGAAUAAUUAUGUCACUGAAAUGAAGACGGAUAAUGGAGUGGUAACCUGUGUUUCCCAUGCUGUAAUGGUACUGGAUUCUUGUAUUGCUAUUAUGUGAUUGUAGUAUGGAUCCUGAGUUUAUGUUCAAUAUAAGAAAGUUCUGAUGCUAAGACUAAGAAUGUUGUAAUAUUGUGCUGUAUGAAUUGUGUGUAUGGAAUUGCUAUCCAUCAGUGACAAA